Molecule: messenger RNA, 1751 nt
Organism: Schistosoma turkestanicum
Lineage: Eukaryota; Metazoa; Platyhelminthes; Trematoda; Strigeidida; Schistosomatidae
Source: the annotation of a GenBank genome assembly
UCGAGCGCGAAGAAAUCAAAUUGGUUUACACUAGCUCGUGAAAAAGAUAUUGGAUAUUGAACUAAGCUGUGCUCCAGUCAAUGUUUACGUUACGAAAGCAUUUUCUGCACUGCUUCAAUAGCAGUUAUCAUAUACAAAGUCGACAUAGUCGACAAUGUUCUCAAAAAGCAAAAACUGGCAUAAUGUUACUAAAUAUGGGUGGACCGGAAACAACAAAAGAAGUACAAAAUUUCCUAACCCGUCUAUUCUCUGACAAAGAGAUUAUCCGUAUGCCGUUUCAAGAUGUUUUAGCUCGUUUCGUAGCGUGGAGAAGAUCGCCCAAGAUAGAGCAACAGUAUUCUCAAAUCGGCGGUGGGUCUCCAAUUCUCUAUUGGACCAAACUACAAGGUGAAAUGAUGAUAAAACACUUAGAUGCUAUUAGCCCAGAAACAGCCCCUCAUCGAUUCUACGUCGCAUUUCGUUAUGUCCAUCCUCUUGUGGAAUCCUGCGUUAAUGAAAUGGAAAGAGAUGGCGUAGAGCGUGUAGUUGCAUUUAGCCAGUAUCCACAGUACAGCUGCACUACUUCCGGCAGCAGUUUAAAUGCCAUUGUUCGUCAUUACGAGAGUAAGGAAAAAAUAUUCAAUGGAGUGGAGAGUAUUGAGCUUCCGUCUGUACAGAAAAAUAAACCUGGAGCCAUCUGGUCAUUCAUUGACAGAUGGCCAGUUUAUCCCCCGUUGAUUAACACGUUCGCGAAAAAAAUUCUUGAAGAACUUCAAAGCAUUGAAGAUGAGAAAGAGCGUGCGAAUACCGUUCUAAUUUUCAGUGCUCACUCAAUUCCAUUAUCUGUCGUUAAUCGUGGUGAUUCCUAUCCUCAGGAAGUAGGUGCUACCGUCCAUGCGAUCAUGAAACAACUCAAGUUUUCAUGGCCUUAUCGUCUCACGUGGCAAUCUAAAGUUGGUCCAGCUGCUUGGUUAGGUCCAUCAACAAUAGAUACCCUGUAUGGGUUAAGUCGUUUGGGAUAUCGACAUGCACUUUUAAUUCCUGUUGCAUUUACCCUAGAUCAUAUUGAAACCCUCUAUGAAAUGGACAUAGAAUAUUGCACAGAAGUAGCGGCUAAAGCCGGUAUGGUUUCUGUACGCAGAUCAAAAUCAUUGAAUGGUGACCCUACUUUCAGUCAAGUAAGUAAGGUUUAUUAAUGUUCACAUAGUAAAUUGACUGUUGUCAUUUUUCCGAUUUCAUCUUGUUUGAGUGGAUAAUAAGUAACAUAAGUAUCCAACGUGAUGUAGAUGAUAACUUGGCUUAAUGUACAGAAUAUAAUUAUUCACAACUGGGUGGGUUGUGUAAUUUCUAGGAAUUCUGUUCAAGAAAUCAUUUAGUUAUCGUAAUCGAAAUGUUUUGUGUUGUCGCAACAAAAUAAGUUCAUACCUCACCUCACUGGUUCAACUCCAGAAGAAAGAACGUGGACGUUUCCCAUACGUCAGUUAAUACAAAUAGUUAUGUCGUUCAAGCUACCCAGCUAUGGUCAAAAGUGGGGUAGGGUCUUCCCUCCCUCUCAAAAUGCCCUUAUAUGGCAACGCAUAUAUAGCCACUGGCAAGGAAGUUCUACUCGCUACCCUCUAAUGGCAGGGAUGGUGUUCAAAAAAUCGAGAAGACAAAAAGUCAGUGCCUGUCCCUUCAACCGGGUUUGUGGGUACAAUGAAUCCACCUAAGGAUGUUAGAAAACGCUGGUUCCAAACCGAUUGUGCACAUGAGCUCCAGGGCUCAGAAGGAAC